Messenger RNA from Exophiala xenobiotica, 1143 nucleotides. Its product is annotated as 3'(2'),5'-bisphosphate nucleotidase. The transcript has a single exon. Bases 1 to 1143 code for a protein of 380 amino acids. Gene Ontology annotation, molecular function: 3'(2'),5'-bisphosphate nucleotidase activity. Gene Ontology annotation, biological process: phosphatidylinositol phosphate biosynthetic process; sulfate assimilation. The record is from RefSeq and is a predicted model, not a curated record. NCBI's taxonomy places the organism in Eukaryota, Fungi, Ascomycota, Eurotiomycetes, Chaetothyriales, Herpotrichiellaceae.
AUGCCGUCUACUUACGAGAAAGAGGCCCGAAUCGCUUUACUUGCGGUACAACGAGCGGCAAUCCUCACCAAGACCGUCCUGGCAGCUGUUGACAAGGGAGCUCAUUCCAAAGAGGACAGCAGUCCAGUCACGAUUGCUGAUUUCGGCGCUCAAGCUCUUCUCAUCAGUGCGAUACACCAUAACUUCCCUGACGAUGGCUUCAUCGGCGAGGAAUCAGCCGACGCCCUCAGAGACGACCAAGAACUCUGCGACAGAGUAUGGGACCUGGUCAGAUCGACGCAUCUGGAGGGAGGCACGGACGGCGAACAGUUGCUGGGCAAAUUGCAGUCGAAGGGAGACAUGCUGGGCGCGAUUGAUCGUGGAUGCGGCGCAGGAGUACAGACAGGAGGACGCGUUUGGAUGCUUGACCCGAUCGAUGGCACCAAGGCCUUCAUGGAAGGAAGCCAGUACGCGGUUGCUCUGGCGCUCAUAGAGAAAGAGCAACAGCGCGUCGGAGUCCUGGGCUGUCCGAAUCUGAAGCUCGAGCAGGGAGGAGGAGGAGGAGGAGGAGGAGGAGGAGGAGGAGGAGGAGGAGGAGGAGGAGGAGGAGGAGGAGGAGGAGGAGGAGGAGGAGAAGUGAGCGAUUCUAGGGCAGUCAAAGACGGCUUGGGGGUCAUGCUUUCCGCCGUCCGCGGCCAAGGUGCGUACAUGAGGAUCCUGUCGAGAGGUCAACUGUCGGCUGCACGCAAGAUUGAAAAGCCGCGACGGACUGGAGGAGCGAUUCGUUUUGUUGAGUCUACACAAAGCCGAUCCGGUGACCUCGAACGGCAUCGGAUGGUCGCUGCUCAGCUUGGGUCAAGCUGGCCUGGGACAGAAGUCUUCGCUCUGCAGAUGCGCUACGUAGCGAUCGCCGCCGGUCACUGCGACGUGAUGAUCCGAAUCCCGCGGGACAGGGGCUAUCGUGAGCCCGUCUGGGACCACGCUGGCGGCGCCUUGAUCUUGGAAGAAUCGGGUGGUAGAGUUACCGACCUUGAUGGGAACCCGAUCGACUUCGGUGCCGGGAGACGACUGCACAAGAACCACGGAUUGAUUGCAGCGCUUAACGACGUCCACGCACAAGUACUGGAAGCGGUACAACACGUGUUGAGACAAGGUCAUCAGUGA